UGACUCAUAGUGGAUUAGUGUUCCAAGAAUUUACAGAGAAGAUCUCGAGGCAUCAUCUUCCCAAUUUGCAUGACUGCUGCAUGGAUGGACAUUUUCUUUACGCUAUCAAGCACAUGUCCUCGAAUGUUCCGUUCACUUACCUCGAUGGUCAAUGGAGAGACUCAAGUUUUGGCUGUUAUUCUUGAUUUGGACGGAACCCUUUUGGACACAGAGAGCGCUACAAGGGGAAUUUUGCAGGAGUUCUUGGCCAAAUAUGGGAUACAAGUGGAUAAAGAAAGGGAGGCGAAUAAGAGGAUAGGGAUGACCCUGAAGGAUUCAGCUGCUUCAAUUGUGAAGGAUUAUGACCUCCAAUUGACACCUGAUCAGUUCAUCAAUGAAAUCAUGCCUAUUUAUCACGAAAAGUGGAAACAAGUCGGGCCACUACCUGGUGCUAACCGACUGAUCAGACAUCUUUACGAACAAGGAGUGCCAUUUGCUCUUGCUUCAAACUCCUUACAGGAAUACAUAGAUGCAAAAAUCUCUGUCCAAGAAGGUUGGAAGGAAUGCUUUUCAGUAAUUGUUGGAAGUGACCAAGUCAAAUCUGGGAAGCCUUCACCAGAUAUAUUCAUAGAGGCCGCAAAGAGGUUGGGUAUAGAUGCAGUUCACUGUCUGGUGAUUGAAGACUCUAUGGUUGGUGUCAAGGCCGCAAAAUCUGCCAAAAUGAAAGUAGUGGCUAUUCCAUCACAAAAGGAAGCCGACUGUUCUACUUUGGCCGAUUCUGUGCUUAAUUCACUUCUAGAAUUUCAGCCUGAGCUGUGGGAUCUUCCAGAAUUUGAUGACUGGAUAGAGAAUGCAUUGCCAAUUGAACCAAUCUAUAUGAACACUCUAUACAGAAAUGACUCUGUCCAUGAACUCACAGAGGAUGCAGCAUCUUCUCUUCCAGACCAAGUUUCAGGAGUGUAUUUUGGUUGGGCAGUAGCAAGCGCAUUGGAGACCUUCAAGGUUGUGGUUGGCAUUGGAUGGCAUCUACGCUCUUAUACUGCCACGAGGAAAAUCCAAAUAUGCAUAAUUGAUGGAGACUGUAACCACGCAUCUGAUCUGGAAAUGGAACUAACGCUUGUUGGCUUUAUUCGGGGAUUGAAUUCCACGGAAAUUACAUCUGUGGCUGUGGAAAUACGUGAAGAAGAUAAGUCCAUUGCAAGUGCUUCAUUGGACUUGCCUAUGUUUAUUCACCAUUCUUGCAUGGCUAGCCGCCUCUGAUGCAGGAUUUGCAAUGCUGCUAUUAUGAUAGUUCAAUACUUGAACUGAUUAGAUUAAGACGGAUCAUUUCUUUUUGUGAACAAUAGAUAUAUGCAGUAUGUCUUUUAUAUACUAUCUAGCUCCCUUGCGUUACAAGAAUCUGUAUAUUUUUGUGUGAACAAUCUCAAUGCCUAUUCAUGGAUGAAGGAGAGUGACUUGACUGUUCUUCAGCAA
Molecule: messenger RNA, 1452 nt
Organism: Tripterygium wilfordii
Lineage: Eukaryota; Viridiplantae; Streptophyta; Magnoliopsida; Celastrales; Celastraceae
Product: bifunctional riboflavin kinase/FMN phosphatase-like
Exons: 11
Coding region: 70-1239 (389 amino acids)
Biological process (GO): riboflavin biosynthetic process; FMN biosynthetic process
Molecular function (GO): riboflavin kinase activity
Source: RefSeq, a predicted model, not a curated record